Molecule: messenger RNA, 658 nt
Organism: Neocloeon triangulifer
Lineage: Eukaryota; Metazoa; Arthropoda; Insecta; Ephemeroptera; Baetidae
Product: replication protein A 14 kDa subunit-like
Exons: 4
Coding region: 152-562 (136 amino acids)
Biological process (GO): mismatch repair; base-excision repair; nucleotide-excision repair
Cellular component (GO): DNA replication factor A complex; nucleus; site of double-strand break
Molecular function (GO): damaged DNA binding; single-stranded DNA binding
Source: RefSeq, a predicted model, not a curated record
UUGACGAUCACCUUGCGCAUUCCAAUUUAGAGUGCGCCAAAAUUGUUGACAUUGGCAAGCAGGGCAGCUGAUUCAUUCCAAUUUAUUCAGAGCAAGAAAAUCAUCGUUUUCAAUCAUUUUUACAACAUAAUUUCACGAAUCCCAAUUUAAAAUGGAAAUCGACACCGCAGAAAAUGAGCGCUUUGUCGCUCUUGGAAGUAUGCUCAAAAAUUUGGUUGGAAAUGAAGUGUGUUUGGUCGGAUCUGUAACUGAUGUCCACAGUACUGGUACCUCCAUUAAGCUUGUCACCACUGACAAAGUCAACGUAAAUGUUACAUUUGAUAAUCAAGAGGAAAUCAUGAAAGGCCAGUGCGUUCGAGUUUGGGGAUCAGUGGUCGGACCAAAUGCCAUCGCAGGAGAGAGUGUGUGGAUCUUCAAAGCACACAGUAGCCUGCACGAUGACGACGUCAAGAAAUCACCCAAUUCCAUUUUUGAUGAGGAGGCCUACAAUGCUGCUGUGAAAGUCUACAAUGAACUGAAGGAAUUUGUUCAUAAACAAGAAGCUAUAAUCCCUGAAAAUUGAGCCGUUUAAGUUAAUAAUAAGCCAUAUGAAAAGUUCAUCCUCAUCUCACAUCCAGCAUUUAAAAUUUCUUAAAUAAAAGAAUCACUUAAUUUUGUA